Molecule: messenger RNA, 3705 nt
Organism: Procambarus clarkii (red swamp crayfish)
Lineage: Eukaryota; Metazoa; Arthropoda; Malacostraca; Decapoda; Cambaridae
Product: facilitated trehalose transporter Tret1
Biological process (GO): transmembrane transport
Cellular component (GO): membrane
Molecular function (GO): transmembrane transporter activity
Source: RefSeq, a predicted model, not a curated record
GAGCUGCCAGUUCGUUGUGCACCUCGCAUCCGGCCGGUCGUAUUCCCGGCAUCCCUUUGCUGCUUGUAUUAUGGUGACUGCCUCCGGUGCGGUUCAUAUCUGUAAUCAAAUCGCCAUCGACAUUAACGGUGGCUUCGUCCACGGAAGGGAUACGGUCCCUGCUGGCAGAACUGGAGAUGUCUACCAGUCGAGGCUUGCCUGCCACGCUGCCCAGAUCGGAGUCUGAGAUCGUUGUCGACUUUACGAGGCCGCCGCCAACUUCCGAGGAUGAGAUGAGUCACGACUCGCUUAACGAAGUUGAGUUCACCCUUCAGAAGCUCCCAGGAACUUCAAGGAGCAGCUCCAAAAACGCCUUGUAUAUGGAUGACUCUGACGGGGAGGCGUCCAAGUCUCCCCGACGGUCUUACGGUAUUAAUAGCUCCCUGGAUGGCCAGGAUACACUAGGCAACACCUCGGAGUGGCGACACAACAGAAGUGAGAGUAACACCUCCAGGGGCUCCAUCAAAGUCGUCACGGACAACAGGAGAAAGCGCCGGACCCUUGGCAGAGAGCUGAGCGGGAACACCUUCUCUCCCACCAGCUCUCCGGCCUACUCCUUCCGCAGCACCAUUGACCUCCUGCCCUCCUCCAAGAAGCGUCGAGGACUCAGACAACAGGUGAUAGUGACGUUCGCCUGCUGCCUGGGUCCCCUGGCCUGUGGGUUCGCCCUGGCCUUCAACCUCACCAAGAACCCCGCCGAGUUGAUGAGACCAGAGCUGGGAGCUUGGAGGACCUACGUCCACCUCUUAGGGUGCUUGAGCGGCGGGUUCUUGUCCGGGUUCGUGGCCAACUACGGGCGGAAGGUGGUGCUGCUGGUGACGAUGGUGCCCAUGGCCUUGUCCUGGCUCUUCGUCAUCUUCGCCACAAAGGUGUGGAUGGUGUUCGUGUUCCACGCGACGUCCGGGGUGUGUACGGGGGUGGUGGUGGUGGUGGCGCAGGUGUACGUGGCAGAGAUCUCCGUGCCAAGGAUACGUGGCGCCAUGUCUACUGCACCUCUUCUUGCCUUCCAGACGGGUUCCCUAUUGUGUUUUAUGCUGGGGGAGAUUCUGGUGUGGAAGAACCUGGCCAUCGUUGGAGUCUGCGUGACCGCGCCGGUAUUCGUCGCUCUCGUCCUGUGCAUGCCAGAGUCCCCGAGGUUCCUCAUACACGUCCACCCGAACGACGCAUUGGCGACCCUUCAGUGGCUGCGGGGCAUCGAGAACGACGUGAUGGAAGAGUACCACGACAUCUCCGACAGCUGCGACAUGGACCGCUGGAGCAUAAUGUGUGACGAUCUGAUGCGGCCGACGUUCUGGAGGCCGCUGUUGAUCUCGUGCGGGCUCAUGUUCCUCUAUAACAUGACGGGCGUGGCCAGUGUCACUCUCUACGGCAUGGAACUCUUCGCUGAAAUAUCCAGCGCCUACAUCAACGUCGCGUACUUCAUUGUUACAGUCGUGUUAAUUGUUGCUAUCACUCUGUCGGCUCUCCUAGUGGAUCAUAUCGGACGAAAACUGCUUUUGUUGCUCUCCCUCACUAUUAUGGCAGCUUCAGCCUUUGUUCUCGGACUCUUCCUUUUCCUUAAGGACCUGCACAAAGUCGACAGCUACUUCAUGUACCAGUGGGUUGCUGAGGUGUUCUGUGUAGUGCUGUUUACCUUCGCCCACGGCAGUGGUGUGGGACCCAUCGCUUGGGUCACCCUCGGUGAGAUAUUCAGCCCACGGUACAAGUGGCUGGGAGUAUCUGUGGCCUCCAUGGUGUUGUGGUCUUCCAUGUUGGCGGUGGACGUCCUAUUUCACAAGAUCCGCAUCGCGGUGGCCACUGGUGGGAUCUUCUGGUUCCACUGCGUCGUCUGCGUCGCCGGUUACAUCUUCAUCCUCGUCUUCUUCCGGGAACUGAAGGAGCAGCGCAUCGACGAUAUUACAAAGUCCUUUGUCAAGAAGCACGAUAGUUUAAUUGAAACUUUCAUUGCAAGAGUGUGAACGAUUUUUCCAUUUAUGGCUGAAUGUUGCGGUCGUGCAAUCCUUUCCACCAUGAUUACGUCAUGUUGAUUACUUCAACAGUGGGAUGAAUAUUGUUAUGUUUCUUGUACAUAUUACAAUCUACAAAGAAUCACAAAUCAAAACUGCCUUAUAUAAUCGUAAUUAGGUGUCGCUUUGGUCUUCACUCGUAUUACUCUGCAUGUCGUAACUCUGAAUUUGUAAAUAAUGUAAAUAGUAUUUAUCGAGAUUGGUUGACAUGCUUGGAGGAGUUAGGUUGACAUGCUUGGAGGAGUUAGGUUGACAUGCUUGGAGGAGUUAGGUUGACAUGCUUGGAGGAGUUAGGUUGACAUGCCUGGAGGAGUUAGGUUGAUAUGCCUGGAGGAGUUAGGUUGAUAUGCUUGGAGGAGUUAGGUUGACAUACGUGGAGGAGUUGGAUUGGCAUGCGUGGAGGAGUUAGGUUGACGUGCGUGGAGGAGUUAGGUUGACGUGCGUGGAGGAGUUAGGCUGACAUACGUGGAGGAAUUAGUUUGAAAUGCGUAUAGGAAUUAGUUUGAUAUGAAUGGAGUCAUAUCUGUUCAUUAUCUAUUAUAAGACACGCAUUAACAACAGGUUUCUUCGUCUCUUAUCUCGCGAGGUCAUCCCUAAACACAAUCAACACAAUUAACCAAAGGUACUUAAUGAAAUAUAAUAAAUUUCCUGAAUCAUUUGUAUAUACAAAACGAUAUUACGUUUUCCAGUGGUAAAACUGGAAUGGUUGGCUAAAGGAGUGCUCAUCACUGUUAAAUGGACAGUUUCCCUUGAUUUAAUGUUUUCCAGCACACUUUGGCAAGCUUCUGUAAUGUAGUGUUUCUCGGCAUGCUUUUGUGACAGAAUGCUGCGUCAUUGUUUGUAGCAUGUGUGUGUGUUUGUGUCUAGCGGGAGCUGUGUCUGUUUCUAGGGUGUCUAUGUCUUCGUUUUCACGUGGUGCUCUAUCUUAGUUUGUGGGGGGGGGGGGGGAAGGUGUGUCUUUGUUUCUGGGGGUGUUGUGCUUUUGUUUUGGGAGUGGUGUGUCUUUCUUUCUGAUGUAUGCUGUGUCUUUCUUUCUGGAGGUGAUGUGACUUUGUUUUUGGGGUGCUGCGUCUUUGUUUCUAGGAGAGCUGUGUCCUUAUUUUCGGGGUGUUAUGUCUUUGUUACUGGGGAUGGUGUAUCUUAGUUUCAGCCUCGAUACUGAGACAAAAGAUCUCCCUUUCUGGCUUAUUUUUUGGUAGGCAGAUAAUCCUGCUACAUUGCUUUCCUCAUUAUUUGGGUUUUACCAUUCUCACUGGUCAGGUUCCACAGUGCAGUAUUUCUCGCCGAACUCAACUUAUCUGCCAAAGGUGGUGGUGUCCAGUGGCUGCAAUGGUUGGUCCAUGAGAAACAAAAGUUACCUGCCUAAAGUGCGCCCGCUCUCCACCUGCCUAAAGCAUUAAUGUAUUAUUUAAUGCAAAGUGCUGAAAAUGUACAUACACUUUGGCCAUAAAUUAAUAUUCUUGUAUGUGCUUCAGGGAGAAGUUAGUACAUGAUGGUGGUAGCCUGCCACACUAAAACAGAGACAACAACGUGACUGAAAGAAAUAACCCAAAACACACAGACAGACACACGCACAUAUUCACACACACUCCCAAAAUAUUCUGGGACUUAGACUGAGUACCCACUUGAGCCACAGGGACGUUAGAAAGAACCUUUUCAG